Molecule: messenger RNA, 1114 nt
Organism: Electrophorus electricus (electric eel)
Lineage: Eukaryota; Metazoa; Chordata; Actinopteri; Gymnotiformes; Gymnotidae
Gene: syf2
Product: SYF2 pre-mRNA-splicing factor
Cellular component (GO): Prp19 complex; catalytic step 2 spliceosome; post-mRNA release spliceosomal complex
Source: RefSeq, a predicted model, not a curated record
UUUGUAGUUGGUAUAUGUAUCACUGUGACAGUAACGAGCAUGGAGAACCUCAGUUUGUAGCUAUAUUCUCAUCAAGUUCUUCGGACGGGACGUCAGUUGAGUUGUUGGCUAACACCAGUGUCUGAGGCAGUUAGCGCUGAGGAACCGACCGAGACUAUGGCGUCACAGAAGAGGGAGGAAAGAUUGAGAAAAUUCAGAGACCUUCAUUUCAAAAGGAAUGAGGCUCGUAAGCUGAAUCACCAGGAGGUGGUGGAGGAAGACAAGAGGUUGAAGUUGCCCUCUAACUGGGAGGCGAAGAAGGCCCGCCUCGAGUAUGAACUUGUGGUGGACCAGAAGAAGAAGGAGUGUGCAGCACAGGGUGAAGACUACGAGCGUGUGACUCUGCUGGAGGUCAGUGCUGAGGAUGCAGACAGAUGGGAGAGAAAGAAGAAGAAGAAGAACCCUGAUCCUGGCUUCGCAGGAUAUGCUGAGGCUCAGCUCAGACAGUACCAGAGGCUCACAAAGCAGAUCAGGCCUGAUAUGGAGGGCUAUGAAAGGCAGAAACAGGAGUGUGGAGAGGAUUUCCACCCGACUUCCAACAGCCUGCUCCACGGGACCCACGUGCCCUCGAGAGAAGCCAUUGACCGCAUGCAGGAGGACGUGGAGAAACAAAUUGAGAAACGUUCCAAAUACAGUCGUCGCAGGGCAUACAACGAUGAUGCUGACAUCGACUAUAUCAAUGAACGUAAUGCCAAGUUCAACAAGAAGGCUGAGCGCUUCUACGGCAAAUACACUGCUGAAAUCAAACAGAACCUGGAGAGAGGAACCGCAGUCUAGCUGAACGCGGAGGAGGAACCGCUGUCCAGCCUCCCGUCCUGCUGCCACUGUCUUCAUCUUUCUCACCUCAAACAGGCGUCACAUAACAGGAGCAAAUUCCUGCUGUUUUUUCUGCGUUCUAAACUGAUGGAUAGAGCCUGCUAUUAGCAUGUAGAACUUUGGUAUUAUAAAGCAAACCCAGUGAAGCGUGGUUGUUGGUCAUUUUAUGCUUAUUGAUCUCUGUUUUGUCGUGCAUUUUGUGCUGUAUGUUUAUUUUUGAAUCAUCCAUUUGAAUAAAAAAAAGUCCAGUUUAAACAUG